CUCUGCCUCUGUCCUUCUGCUUCGGCUCCCCUCCUCGCCAGCUCUCUUUCAGACACGGCUCGCUCUCGCCGCCGCCUUCCUCCGUCCUUCCCCGUCCAGACUACGUAGCAGGCAAGAAGAAGGACCCAGCCGGUUCGUGCCUCCUUGCGGCUGCUUCUGGAUUCCCCUGCAGUCUCGGACCCCGGCCCAGCGACCUCCUCCCCGGCCCCGCCGCCGAUCAAGUCCAGGCCUUUUUCUUCCGCCAGGUCAAUCAGCCCAACUAGGAAACACCGAUCUGUGUCAGGGAGUAUGGCUGGGGGUGGCACAGGCAUCAGGAAGUACGUCGGGGCUCUCAAGGACACCACAACAGUUAGCAUAGCAAAAGUGAACAGUGAUUAUAAGGAGCUGGAUAUUGCUAUUGUGAAGGCCACAAACCAUGUUGAGCGUCCAGCAAAGGAGAAGUACAUAAGAGAUCUUUUUUACCAUCUUUCUCCUGGAAGGCCUCGUGCAGAUGUAGCCUACUGCAUCCGUGCCCUUGGUAGACGUCUUUCAAAGACACGCAACUGGGCGGUUGCUCUGAAGACAUUAGUUGUCAUACACCGUGCUCUUCGGGAAGUAGAUCCUACUUUCCGUGACGAGUUUAUAAGUUAUGGAAGAACUAGCUCCCAUAUGCUCCAUCUGUCCUACUUUAAGGAUGAUUCUAGUGCAGAAGCCUGGGAUUACUCUGCAUGGGUGCGCAAUUAUGCUUUAUAUUUGGAGGAGAGAGUCGAAUCAUUCCGUGUACUGAAGUAUGACAUUGAAAAGGAUCCAUCGAGAACUCGGGAUCUUGAUACAAUUGGAUUGCUCGAACAGUUACCAGCAUUACAGCAGCUUCUUUUUCGUCUACUUGAUUGCCAGCCACAAGGGUCAUCAUCUUAUAACAUCAUAAUUCAGCAUGCACUAUCAAUGGUUGCUCUAGAGAGUGUUAGGAUCCAAACAGCCAUCAAUGAUGCAAUACUCAAUCUUGUUGACAAGUUUUUUGAGAUGCAAAGAGAUGAUGCUAUAAGGGCCCUUGACAUGUAUAAAAGAGCGAUUAGCCAGGCAGAACAACUUUCAGAAUUUUAUGAAGUGUGUAAAAGUAUACAUAUUGGGCGUGGUGAGAGAUUCCUUAAAAUUGAAAAGCCACCUGCAUCGUUCUUGGCAACUAUGGAGGAGUAUGUGAGCAAUGCUCCCCUUGCUUCAAUGGUUCAGAGAAAUCAGGCUGUACUAGCUAUAGAAUACAACAGAAAAUUGGAAGCUGAAGAACCAUCAAUGCCACCGCCUCCAGCUCCAGCUUCAGAACCUGUACCUGAGCCAGUUAAAGAAGUCCCUCCCGCGGCUGAACCAACAGAUCUGCUGGGAAUGAAUGAAUCAACCCCUGACACAUCUGAAAUAGAUCAAAAGAAUGCUUCAGCAUUGGCAAUUGUUCCACAAGAUAAUGCGCCUAAAGCACCUACUCCUACCGGUACUGAAAGCGUGGCCACCAGCUGGGAGCUGGCGCUAGUCACUGCACCCAGUGCAAAUGAAACUGCUGUUACUUCAAGCAAAUUGGCUGGUGGACUGGACCUGCUUACACUUGACAGUCUAUACAAUGAGGCGCACCGUCAAGCACAGCAGGCACAGCAGAAUGCGAGCCAGAACCCUUGGGAGACCGUUCCAGCAUCAGGUCCAAUGAUGCAGCAACCGAUGUACGACCCGUUCUACGCCUCCAACUCCAUUGCCGCAGCCCGCAACGUGCAGAUGGUGGCGAUGGCGCAGCAACAGCAUGCCUUCAUGCUCCAGCAGGAGCAGCAGCGGCAGAUGAUGAUGGUGAUGGCACAGCAGCAGCAAGCCUCUUCGAAUCCGUUCGCCGACCCGUAUAUGCACCCUGGUGCAGGGAUGCAGCUCCAUGCCAGAAACGCAUACACUGGAACUGGUAUGAUGUAGGGCGCCACAGAACAUACUACUCUGUUUUUGGCACCUUUGGUUCCUUUCCUUCCCAUUGUAAGAAUGACAAUAUGAGCACAGCCAUAGAAGAAUUUUUUGCUUCUUUCUGGCUGUUCAUGAGCAAGAAGGUCGAUGUACACCUGGGAACUGAACUACUGAAGGACUAGUAUCCUUGCAAAAUUUAGUACGAGAAACACAGUCAUUUUCUGAUGUGAAUAUAAAAGGCUUUGUUAACGAGUUGAUUGGG
Molecule: messenger RNA, 2170 nt
Organism: Panicum virgatum (switchgrass)
Lineage: Eukaryota; Viridiplantae; Streptophyta; Magnoliopsida; Poales; Poaceae
Product: putative clathrin assembly protein At5g35200
Exons: 16
Coding region: 289-1923 (544 amino acids)
Biological process (GO): vesicle budding from membrane; clathrin coat assembly; clathrin-dependent endocytosis
Cellular component (GO): clathrin-coated pit; clathrin-coated vesicle
Molecular function (GO): phosphatidylinositol-4,5-bisphosphate binding; 1-phosphatidylinositol binding; clathrin heavy chain binding
Source: RefSeq, a predicted model, not a curated record